AUGUACCUGCCCAACCCGCUAGCAAACCCCGAACCCCAGUCGACGCCCCCCCACCCUACAAAAUAUCCCCACGGCGAGAUAAUGCAGUAUCCCGGGCCCAACUCCACUAAUUCAGCGUUUGCCCCGGAUUUUCUGGAAAACUGGGACUCGCUGGUCGACACCAGCAAGAAAGACGGCGUGGGCAAGCCGCGUCGAAGCUCCUCAGACGCCCUGUCGUCGCUGAAAUCCGCUUCAGACACCCAAUCCAAACCUCGCUCGGCUGGAGUGACCAAAAGAUCCCGCAUGGGCUGUUUGACGUGCCGACAGCGGAAGAAACGGUGCUGUGAAACACGUCCCAAGUGCUCGGAGUGCUCGAGGCUACGGUUGAACUGUGUUUGGCCGAAACCGGGCACCGAGCAUAAGAACAAGAGCAAAGAGGUCAAGAGCCAGGAAAACACCAUUGACCACGAUGUUUACGGGAAGAUCAAGGUUCUCCGGGGCAUUGUCGAGUACCGAAGUCAUUGA
Candidozyma auris is the source of this 504-nucleotide messenger RNA. RefSeq names its product DNA-binding transcriptional regulator UME6 (gene CZF1). Lineage: Eukaryota; Fungi; Ascomycota; Pichiomycetes; Serinales; Metschnikowiaceae. Gene Ontology annotation, biological process: regulation of DNA-templated transcription. The record is from RefSeq and is a predicted model, not a curated record. The transcript has a single exon. Gene Ontology annotation, molecular function: DNA-binding transcription factor activity, RNA polymerase II-specific; zinc ion binding. The coding region runs from base 1 to 504 and encodes 167 amino acids.